Molecule: messenger RNA, 1581 nt
Organism: Monoraphidium neglectum
Lineage: Eukaryota; Viridiplantae; Chlorophyta; Chlorophyceae; Sphaeropleales; Selenastraceae
Exons: 5
Coding region: 1-1581 (526 amino acids)
Biological process (GO): trehalose biosynthetic process
Molecular function (GO): trehalose-phosphatase activity
Source: RefSeq, a predicted model, not a curated record
AUGCGCGUGGCGUGCCAUAGUGAGCCUGUGCUGGCUGCAAUAGCUGGAGAUGCUGCAAAUGAUGACGGUGGAUUGCCGUCUGCGAGCCUGGCAUGCCUGGAGCAAAGUCUGGAGCGUGCUCGCAGCCUCUCCGCCACCCCGAGCGGCUCGGACCAGGACGAGGCUCAAAUAGGGAGUGCUGAGUACCAAGUAUGGCUGGCACAGCACCCCUGCCUGCUCACCAAAUUUGAGGAGUUUCAAAAGCAGCUUGACGGGCGGAGGCUUGCUGUAUUCCUUGAUUAUGACGGCACCCUCACGCCGAUCGUCAGCAAUCCCGAUGCCGCCAUCAUGUCAGACCAGAUGCGGGAGACCGUGCGUCAGGUGGCGGGCAUGUUCCCCACUGCCAUCAUCAGCGGCCGCGGGCGCGAGAAGGUGGAGUCGUUUGUGAGGCUGCCUGAGCUCUUCUAUGCCGGCUCCCACGGCAUGGACAUCGUCGGCCCUUGCGGCGCCACGGUCGGCAGCACGGCAGGCGGCGGCGUUGUUGGCGGCGGCAGCGGCGACGGUGGUGUCGUGGAGCAGUUCAGGUUCCAGGCGGCGGCGGAGUACCAACCGCUGAUUGACCGCGUGUACAGCCAGCUGCGGGAGAGCCUCGAGUCGAUCCCCGGCGCCAGCGUCGAGCACAACAAGUUCUGCGUGUCGGCGCACUUCCGCAACUGCCACCCCGACAGCUGGCAGCGCGUCGUCUCCGCGGUCGACGCCGUCGUGGCCGGCGCCGGCGGCGGCCGCCUGCACGUCACGCGCGGGCGCAAGGUGCUGGAGGUGCGGCCGACGGUGGACUGGGACAAGGGUUCGGCGCUGCUGCACCUGCUGGGCGUGCUGGGGCUGGCGGGGCAGCCGGACGUGACCGCCAUAUACCUAGGGGACGACAAGACGGACGAGGACGCGUUUGCGGCGCUGGCGGGCGCCGGCGCGGGCGCGGGCGUGCUGGUAUCGACGGUGGCCAAGCCGACCGCGGCGGCGUUCACGCUGCGGGACCCGGGGCAGGUGCUGCAGCUGCUGCAACGGCUGCUGGCGUACGGCGCGGGCGGCGGCAACGGGUGGCGCGUGUACGGCGGCCGCUGCAACGGCUGGGCGCCUGCGCCGGCAGUGCGUGCGCCGGCAACCGAGGACGGCAGGGCCGCGGCGGGCAGCGAGGGUGAGGAGGGCGUGGCUGAGGGCGAUGCCACUCGACCGCAGCUGCGGCAGCAGCUGCGGCAGCAGCAGCAGCAGCAGCAGCAGCAGCAGCAGCAGCAGCAGCAGCAGCAGCAGCAGCAGCAGCGUCAAGGGCAGCGCGACGAACAGGCCCAUCAGCAGGCUGCAGGCGAAGGCGCCAGCACAGGGUGGCAACACGGGCAGUCGCCUGACGGCGGCGGGGCAGCGGAUCCGCUAGCUCUGCCGCCUCGGCAGCACACCGAGCAGCAGCAACAGCAGCAGCAGCAGCAGCAGCAGCAGCAGUGCGUGCUCGUGCACCACAGCCAGCAGGCUCCGCUCUUGAAUGGAGACCAGAAGCAGCACCGAGAAGCAGACGCCGCCCUCGGCGUCAGCGGGCGAUGCCAGGCCUGA